CUGGAGCCUGCAACCUGCUUCGGAUUCUGUGUCACCCUCUCUCUCUGCCCCUCCCCCACUUGUGCUCUCUCUCUCUCUGUCAAAACUAAAUAAACAUUAAAAAAAUUUUUCUUUAAUCUUAAAAUUUUCUUUUAGAUUUCUUAUAAGUUAGUGUUGUUGUUUUUUUAACUUCUUUUCAGGGUUAUUAAGUCGGGUUAAACUAUACUAAACCCCAGCUGUGUUUUUUUGAGUCUAAAAUCUUGGCCUGUGUGGACCAACCCUACAGAGUGGUCUCAGAACAAAGGGUGUUCCAAUAUGCAGGCAGUUCGUGCCGCGUGAACUCUAAUUCUAGAACAUUAGACUUAUCGUGUUAAAUUGCUUUCUGGAUGUUUCUCUGUGGAAGUCUUGGAAUAAUCCUCCCUUUCCUUUCCUUGAGCCAAGAAAAUUCUGAACCAGAACAAUUUAAUUUCAGCGUGUGGAAAAGCUAUAUUCAAUGAACCGAACACAGUGCUAAGAUAGGUUUUUUUUGGGGGGUGGGGGUGGUACAAGGACAUUUUGAUCACUUUUGUAUGUUACUAAAAUAUCUGGAUUUCUCUAUAAAAGUUCUACAAAUAUUUCCACGCUUCGUUUCAGAGGAUCAUUUUUGCAAACUUUGUUUCAAAGUCUGAGCAGCUCAAGAGUAAACCUUUCUGCGCCAUAGUUAUUGUGUUAUAUGUUAAGCAUUUGGAAGGAACCCCGAGGAGGCCUCAGGAAGCAGUUACUGCCUCUUGACUUAUCAUCCUGAAGGCGAUUUGUUUUAAAGUUGAUAAUCCCUAGGGCUACAAGAGUGUCCCACAUCUGCCCUGAAUUGAAAACAGAUUCCCAUUAAGAGCCUUACAUCAGUGCUGCGGAUUCAUUCGAUCUGAGUCAGAAAGGAAGUCAGAGAACAUUCGAACGUAUGGCCUGAUAGCUACACAGCAGCUCCCUUCAUGGAGGAUCAGGACCGCAGGGACGGCUCCCUGGGAAACAUCGAUGACCUGGCGCAGCAGUAUGCAGACUAUUACAACACCUGUUUCUCCGAUGUCUGCGAGAGGAUGGAGGAGCUGCGGAAGCGGAGGGUCUCCCAGGACCUGGACGUGGAGAAACCCGAUGCCAGCCCCACGUCACUUCAGCUGCGGUCCCAGAUCGAAGAGUCGCUUGGCUUCUGUAGCACCGUGUCAACACCAGAAGUGGAGAGAAAGAGCACUCUUCCUAAGUCAAACUCAGAAGACGGCUCUGUAGGAAAAGGAGAUUGGAAGAAGAAAAAUAAGUAUUUCUGGCAGAACUUCCGAAAGAACCAGAAAGGAAUAAUGAGACAGACUUCAAAAGGAGAAGAUGUGGGCUACGUUGCCAGCGAGAUAACAAUGAGUGAUGAGGAACGGAUUCAGCUGAUGAUGAUGGUCAAGGAGAAGAUGAUCACCAUUGAGGAAGCACUUGCAAGGCUCAAAGAGUAUGAGGCCCAGCACCGGCAGUCAGCGGCCUUGGACCCUGCCGACUGGCCAGACGGUUCCUACCCGACGUUCGAUGGCUCAUCAAACUGCAACUCAAGAGAACAAUCGGAUGAUGAGACUGAGGAGUCGGUGAAGUUUAAGAGAUUACACAAGCUGGUCAGCUCCACUCGCAGAGUGAGAAAGAAACUAAUCAGGGUGGAAGAAAUGAAAAAGCCCAGCACCGAAGGCGGGGAGGAGCAUGUGUUUGAGAAUUCCCCAGUUCUGGAUGAGAGGUCCGCCCUUUAUUCUGGAGUACACAAGAAGCCAUUUUUCUUUGAUGGCUCUCCUGAGAAACCUCCAGAAGAUGAUUCAGACUCUCUCACCACUUCUCCAUCAUCCAGCAGCCUGGAUACCUGGGGAGCCGGCCGGAAGUUGGUCAAAACCUUCAGCAAAGGAGAGAGUCGGGGCCUGAUUAAGCCCCCCAAGAAGAUGGGGACGUUCUUCUCCUACCCAGAAGAAGAAAAGGCCCAGAAGGUCUCCCGCUCCCUAACUGAGGGGGAGAUGAAGAAGGGUCUCGGGUCCCUGAGCCAUGGGAGAACCUGCAGUUUUGGAGGAUUUGACUUGACGAAUCGUUCUCUACACAUUGGCAGCAACAGUUCGGACCCAAUGAGUAAAGAAGGAGAUUUUGUGUACAAAGAAGUUAUCAAAUCACCCACGGCCUCCCGCAUCUCUCUUGGAAAAAAGGUGAAAUCCGUGAAAGAGACAAUGAGGAAGAGAAUGUCUAAAAAAUACAGCAGCUCUGUCUCUGAGCAGGACUCGGGCCUGGAGGGAAUGCCCGGCUCCCCUCCGUCUUCACAGCCUGAUGGUGAACACAUGGACAAACCGAAGCUCAAAGCCGGAGGUUCUGUCGAGAGUCUGCGGAGUUCUCUGAGUGGCCAGAGCUCGAUGAGUGGUCAGACCGUAAGUACCACGGAUUCCUCAACCAGCAACAGGGAGAGUGUCAAGUCAGAAGACGGUGAUGAUGAGGAACCCCCCUACCGGGGCCCCUUCUGCGGGCGCGCCAGGGUGCACACCGACUUCACGCCUAGUCCCUAUGACACGGACUCACUCAAGCUCAAGAAAGGAGACAUCAUCGACAUAAUCAGCAAGCCACCCAUGGGCACCUGGAUGGGUCUGUUGAACAACAAGGUCGGCACAUUCAAGUUCAUCUAUGUAGAUGUGCUAAAUGAGGAAGAAGAGAAGCCCAAGCGCCCCACCAGGAGGAGGAGAAAAGGAAGACCACCCCAGCCCAAAUCUGUGGAGGAUCUCCUUGAUCGGAUCAACCUGAAAGAGCACAUGCCCACUUUCCUGUUCAAUGGGUAUGAAGACCUGGACACCUUUAAGCUCCUGGAGGAGGAAGAUUUGGAUGAGUUAAAUAUCAGGGACCCGGAACACAGGGCUGUUCUCUUGACGGCGGUGGAGCUGUUACAGGAAUAUGACAGUAACAGCGACCAGUCGGGAUCCCAGGAGAAGCUGCUUGUCGACAGCCAGGGCCUGAGUGGAUGCUCUCCACGAGACUCCGGGUGCUACGAGAGCAGCGAAAACCUGGAAAAUGGCAAGACUCGGAAGACCGGCCUUCUCUCUGCCAAGUCGUCAGUGGAGUCCAGCUUUAAGUCCUUCAACAGGAAUCAGCUGGGCAACUACCCAACCCUGCCUCUGACAAAGUCCGGGGAUGCGCUGAAGCCCGGGGAGGAAGGCAGGCUGGGCAGCGGUCUCGCCCCUCACACCUCCAAGGGCUGCGACCAGCCAUGUGUGACUGGUCUGAACAAAAACCGAAGAAGCCUGCCCGUUUCCAUCUGUCGGAGCUGUGAGACCCUGGAGGGCCCCCAGCCCGUGGAAACUUGGCCCAGAUCCCAUUCCCUGGACGACCUUCAAGGAGAGCCUGCUGCUGAGAAGGAUGUGCCCGGCGAGGUGACAGAACCCUCCCCUCAGAUUGUCCCACAAGUGCCACAAAAGACAACCCCCUGCACCACAAAGGUUCAAAGCCCCCGACGAGAUCCUGCUGUUGACAAUGCACUGCUACUGACCCAAAGCAAGAGAUUUUCUGAACCUCAGAAGACAGCUAAGAAACUAGAUGGCUCCAUAGCAGCCUCCGCCCGUGGCACAUCACCUCCUCCGUGUUUGCCCAAAAACUAUGACGCUCAACCUCCCGGAGUUAAACACGGUUUAACAAGGACACCUCUCGAGGGUCACAGGAAAGGACUCGAGUCUGAAGGAACACACCAUCCCGCGGGCACCAAAGAAGGCCUAGAUGCCGCGCAGAGGGGCCCCGAGGCAAGAACGCAGGCCAGACAUCCCUCCCAGCCUCCACCUGUUCCCGCCAAGAAAAGCCGAGAACGCCUGGCCAACGGACUCCACCCCGGCCCUCCCGGUCCCGACGCACCAAGCCUGCCCGCUAAAAAAGGCAGCCCUGGUGACUGUCACUCACCUCAGGCUCCUAGGCCUCCCUCGGCACAGGAGCCCGGCAGCCCACCCAGCUCGAGGCCGCCACCCUGGCUCUCAGAGCUCCCGGAGAGCGCCAGCCUCCAGGAGCAUGGCGUGAAGCUGGGCCCGGCUCUGACCAGAAAGACCUCCUGCGCCCGGGGAGUGGACCUGGAAACGCUCACUGAGAACAAGUUGCGAGCUGAAGGCAUCGAUCUCACUGAGGAGCCGUACUCUGAUAAGCACGGCCGCUGUGGGAUUCCCGAAGCCCUGGUGCAGCGAUAUGCAGAGGACUUGGAGCAGCCCGAGAGGGAAGUUGCCACCAACAUGGACCAGAUCCGCGUGAAGCUGCUUCGGAAGCAGCACCGUAUGGCGAUCCCAAGUGGCGGACUCACAGAAAUCUGUAGAAAGCCCCUCUCUCCCGGAUGUGUCUCGUCUGUGUCAGAUUGGCUGGUUUCCAUCGGUCUGCCCAUGUAUACCAGCGCCCUCACUGAAGCCGGGUUCAGCACAUUGGGCCAAGUGCCUUCUCUGUCCCACACUUGCCUUCAGGAGGCCGGCAUCACAGAGGAGAGACACAUAAGCAAGCUUGUGUCUGCAGCCAGACUCUUCAAACUGCCACCAGGCCCUGAGGCCAUGUAGCCAGGCCCAUCAUGGAGCUCCCCGGACAAGAGCCACCCUUUCACUGUGCUUAGGAUGCUAAUGCAAUCCCUCCUCCUUGGGACCUGCAGACCAGAUCCAGAAGAAAGGCCCGGUGUAAGGCCGACCGGAGCACGAAACCUCGGCACGGGACUGAUGACCCUCUCUUCUCCAGAAGAGCCCCCCUCGAGGAAAUUGGUGUGGUUCUCUUUGACUCCCCCAAAGAAAAGACAAGCACUAACUUUUAUUUUCAGAACACAAAAGAACCAGGAUGCCAGCUCGCCGCCCAUGCUGUGCCUCCAGUCUGUCUUGGUGUGCUGGCAGAGGGAGGGGGCAGCCGCUAUCGUUUCUGAGAAUGCCCUUGCCUUGCUGUCUGUCACCCUGCAGGAUGCCUGAGGGCAGACGGGUAUUGGCCAGGCCAAAGUAACAGACCCAGGAGUUACUGUACGCCAUUGACUAUGCUUGUUUAUUCAAAAGUAAGAAAAU
This is a messenger RNA of Panthera uncia (snow leopard), 5009 nucleotides long. It is a transcript of the gene SASH1, whose product is annotated as SAM and SH3 domain containing 1. The coding region runs from base 948 to 4526 and encodes 1192 amino acids. The transcript is spliced from 20 exons. The record is from RefSeq and is a predicted model, not a curated record. Gene Ontology annotation, molecular function: protein binding. NCBI's taxonomy places the organism in Eukaryota, Metazoa, Chordata, Mammalia, Carnivora, Felidae.